Molecule: messenger RNA, 651 nt
Organism: Neurospora tetraspora
Lineage: Eukaryota; Fungi; Ascomycota; Sordariomycetes; Sordariales; Sordariaceae
Exons: 3
Coding region: 1-651 (216 amino acids)
Source: RefSeq, a predicted model, not a curated record
AUGACUAAGCUCCCGGCCCGCUGGAAGACACUGACUAAUGACAUCCUAAUCAAUUAUACCAUCACCUCGCUAACCCUCUCCUCCGACCGGCUCAUCGCCCUGGCGGGCGUCGUCCAAGGCAUCAAAGACCACACCGGUCUCACAUAUCUCCAGAGCUCGGGCACGUGGAAGCAGUUCUGGCCACUGGACCUCCUCUGGAACUUCGGGCAAGUCCUAGCGCUGCGUUUCCCCUCCGACACUGGCGCGCCGUCGUGGUCGUGGGCGGCAACGGAAGGGGCCAAAGGAGCGAUUGACUGGAGGGAUCUCACGGAAGACACUCUGGGAUAUGUGGCGCGGCUUGUUGGGUAUAAGGAGGAAGGACAGGAAAAACAACAAGAGAACGAACCAGAAGUUCCAACAUCGGAACCCCACAAGAAAAAGACAAGAACUAUCGUCCUCGUCAAAGGCCACGUCAGAAACGCCGUGGUCUGGAGUCCGUAUCCAGGGUGGGGCGAGUAUCGCGUGAAACCGGAAGGCAAGAGUGAGGGAGUGGUAGUUCGUUGGGAUAAAUACCAGACUGAGGAGAACCUCGAGGGGGCAGACCAAGAUGAUGAAGACUUUUAUGGAUCAAAGUCGUGCGGCUCUCUCAAGCUUUUGCUCCUGCUUGGAUAG